AUGGUGAAGGGGGUCAUCUCUGUGGAUGAGCUUCUGUCAUGUACAGAGUCUGAGAUUGAGGAGGGACUUAAAGAGCAAGGUGUCGUUAGUGCAAAAAGGAUAGUCCUACGAAGGGACAACAAAGAGAUCCCCACAAAGCAUAUAAUUCUGACACUUCAACUUCAUGCUCUCCCACCGGAGAUAAAGGCCGGGUAUGUUAACUGUCGCAUCCGUCCGUACAUACCAAACCCUAAACGGUGUUUCAAGUGCCAACGUUCUGGCCACCAUUCCCAGGUUUGUCGUGGGCAGCUGGUCUGCCCGAAAUGUGCCAGUACCAACCACAGUCAAGAGUCGUGCGGCAACGCUUUCCAUUGUGUGAACUGCCAGAGCGAUCACCCUGCAUAUUCUAGAAGUUGUCCACGUUUCAAAGAUGAAAAAGAAGUUCUCAAAAUAAAAACUGAACAAAAUUUGACCUUCAAAGCGGCACGUGCGCUGCUAGAUUUUCAAAGAAAAGGCACUUUUUCUGAGGUGGUGCGUCGGGGAGUCGCACCACCCAGAAAGUCGGUGGAGACCCAAACUGUUGGGCCUCCACUGCAGACUCCCCAUCAUGUUCCCACGGACACUCAGGUGUCCCCUUCAGUUUCCCUGAGCAGCCAAAGUGCUGAGCAGGAAGAAGCAGCUGGCACCUCGAAGGAGGUUGGCAGCACCCUUUCUCUUUGGGAUGGGUUUGCUGAAAGCCCUUCCCAGAGUAUUGCACAGGACAUGGAGCUCGAUGGCGACGACUGCAUGUCGCAGAAGUCGUCAUCCAGCCUUCCAGGCAUGACCUCUCAGAUGAGAGAGCAAAGAGAAAAAGCUGGUGGCAGAGGAAGGGGGAAUAAACCCAUGGACAAAAGCAAACCGGCCCCACCAAGAGUGCUACCUCCCUGA
Molecule: messenger RNA, 906 nt
Organism: Ornithodoros turicata
Lineage: Eukaryota; Metazoa; Arthropoda; Arachnida; Ixodida; Argasidae
Exons: 1
Coding region: 1-906 (301 amino acids)
Molecular function (GO): nucleic acid binding; zinc ion binding
Source: RefSeq, a predicted model, not a curated record